AUGGGUAUCGAUCACACUUCCAAGCAACACGAAAGAUCCGGUCACAGAACCGCUCCAAAGUCUGACAACGUCUACUUAAAGCAAUUAGUUAAGCUAUACUCUUUCCUAGCCAGAAGAACUGAUGCUCCAUUCAACAAGGUUGUCCUAAAGGCUUUGUUCCUAUCCAAGAUUAACAGACCACCUGUCUCUGUUUCUAGAAUUGCUAGAGCUCUAAAGCAAGAUGGUGCUUCCGCUAAGACCAUUGUUGUUAUCGGUACCGUCACUGAUGACGCUAGAGUUUUCGAACUACCAAAGACCACUGUUGCUGCUCUAAGAUUCACCGCUGGUGCCAGAGCUAGAAUUGUUAAGGCUGGUGGUGAAUGUAUCACUCUAGAUCAACUUGCUGUCAGAGCUCCAAAGGGUCAAAACACUUUGAUUCUAAGAGGUCCAAGAAACUCCAGAGAAGCUGUUAGACACUUCGGUAUGGGUCCACACAAGAACAAGGCUCCAAGAAUCCUAUCCAAGGGUAGAAAGUUCGAAAGAGCUAGAGGUAGAAGAAACUCUAAGGCCUUCAAGGUGUAA
Molecule: messenger RNA, 561 nt
Organism: Maudiozyma saulgeensis
Lineage: Eukaryota; Fungi; Ascomycota; Saccharomycetes; Saccharomycetales; Saccharomycetaceae
Source: the annotation of a GenBank genome assembly